GAUGCAGAACGAAGACGUUAGCUUGAAGCCCAUUGACGAAAAGCGUUUACCUAAUAAAACUAAGCGUUACAAAGAGAAAAGAACAAGAAUCAACCAAAGAGAACGUCAGCGUAUGCAUGAUCUGAAUGCCGCAUUAGAGGGUCUGCGUCAAGUAAUGCCCUACUCACAGUCAACUUCUCUAAGGAAACUUUCAAAGAUCGCAACUUUACUGCUUGCAAGAAAUUACAUUGUUUUACUACAGCAAACUAUGGAAGAACUCCGGGCUAUGGUAAACGACGUUUACACAUCGAAAACGCUUUCUCAAAACAGACUUCAUUAUUAUUCAACGAUGUCUCAACAAAUUCCUUAUCAAGGAAGUACAUUGUACAAUUUUCAUGGAUUAAAUUCUUAG
Molecule: messenger RNA, 391 nt
Organism: Dimorphilus gyrociliatus
Lineage: Eukaryota; Metazoa; Annelida; Polychaeta; Dinophilidae
Source: the annotation of a GenBank genome assembly